UCCAAAUACGUCACUUCCGACUUCCCCUCUACUUCCUGCAUGUGCCGACAAUAUGGCAGCGCCCAUAGCGAUUCACUUGGAAUUUGGUGGUGGAGCAGAGCUGCUUUUUAAUGGUGUAAAGGAACAUCAUGUGACUCUUCCAAGCCAAUCCGAACCUUGGGAUGUGAAACAGCUGCUGGUCUGGAUCCAACAGAACCUGCUGAAGGAACGGCCUGAGCUCUUUGUCCAGGGAGACUCUGUGAGACCUGGGAUUCUGGUGCUUAUCAAUGAUGCAGACUGGGAGCUUAUGGGGGAGCUGGACUACCAACUACAAGACCAAGACAACGUUGUGUUUAUUUCUACUCUUCAUGGAGGAUAGCGAAUGAAUGAGAAUUACAAACAUAUCCUUGACACCUCUGUAACAGCCUUUUCUUCACAUCAACCUAUCCCCCCCACACUUCCCAACAACACGCCACCCCAUUGGACGCUGUUGAUGUGUCAGCCUGCACCGACCGUGAUUGAUGUUGAUCCGCAGGAAUGAGUGGACAUUCAGACAUUGUUACCAAGAAAAACGUGGAAACGUGAAUUCUGUGGACGUUUGCGUAACAUUUUUUUUUAAAUCAGACUGGACAGGUGUGAAGGGAAGCUUCAUAUGAAGCUCUGGUUGUACUGGCCAGCUCACAGGUGCGAGUCUAUAUACCUUCAGUUGGUGUGUAAACCUUCAUCUCCCUGCAUCCUCUCUUCCAGCGUGACCAGACAAAAUGACAUCAUCUUAGGGUCUACUAUGACCUCCAGUCCAUGAGAGCAGUAUAUAAACAUUUAACAAUCUGUUCAUAACACACUGUAAUGUAUUGUACGCAGAUAUAAGGACAUUUUAAGUGUUUAUUAAUGUGGUUGUCAACAAAUAUAACUUCUCCUAUAAAGACA
Perca flavescens (yellow perch) is the source of this 906-nucleotide messenger RNA. It is a transcript of the gene urm1, whose product is annotated as ubiquitin related modifier 1. Gene Ontology annotation, cellular component: cytoplasm. Gene Ontology annotation, biological process: tRNA thio-modification. The record is from RefSeq and is a predicted model, not a curated record. Bases 53 to 358 code for a protein of 101 amino acids. NCBI's taxonomy places the organism in Eukaryota, Metazoa, Chordata, Actinopteri, Perciformes, Percidae. The transcript is spliced from 5 exons.